Wyeomyia smithii (pitcher-plant mosquito) is the source of this 8061-nucleotide messenger RNA. RefSeq lists its product as uncharacterized. Lineage: Eukaryota; Metazoa; Arthropoda; Insecta; Diptera; Culicidae. Gene Ontology annotation, molecular function: G protein-coupled receptor activity. The coding region runs from base 2205 to 7010 and encodes 1601 amino acids. The record is from RefSeq and is a predicted model, not a curated record. The transcript has 15 exons. Gene Ontology annotation, cellular component: membrane. Gene Ontology annotation, biological process: G protein-coupled receptor signaling pathway.
CAGACGCGUUCCAACCUUCGUGGUGAUCGGAUGCGAUUCAGCAAUUACUGGUGACACUCAGAUUAACAUACUGGCUAAUUGUCUGUUGGGUGUUCGGAGUCUGUGAGGCUGGACAGAGGAAGCUGCCCGUCACAAAUCUAAGUUACAUUGGUGGGUUCCACCCAGUGCCAAGGAUAGUGCAAAAACUAGCUGAUUCUCCGAUCGGUCGGGUAACUUUGGCACAUCCGGUGCAGGAGAAAGUGUAAAGAAAUUUGCAUACAAAACCCUACGGACAGCCGUUCACCACCCACCCAGCUGUCCUGUGUGUGCGUGUUUGUGUGUCUGUGGGAAAUAGGGUCGAUGUCGAUUCGCAAAUCUAAAGGAUAGGAGAUGGCGAAGAAGAAUAAUCUGUAAAACGCCCGUGUAUGCAAAUGACACAUGAUGCUGCUAUGCACAUACGUAGUGAUAGCAUAAUACAUGUUAUAAGUAGAGUGUACAGUGAAGAAUGGAAACAAUUGUCAGUGAAAGAGUUUGUUUUUUAUGAUUAAUUGUUCCAGUUAGCAAAGCCUUGGGAGGCUGCGAAUGUCGCCAAACAACGAACGACCAGCGAAUCGGUAAAGUGUAGAUACUCACAGCCCUAGAAGCCAAUGUCGGUUAGUUGGGCUCGGUGGGACAGGGAUCGGACCGGUUGCAAGUGGUUUCUCCGACCUGCAUUUCUGAUGUAAUGCAAAUAUGACAGCAACAAAAAUUCAGCAGUGGAAAGGACGAAUACAGCUGGUAGAACGUCUGUGGUGAGUGGUACUUUUGGCCUGAAUUGAAAAACGAAAUAGUUGGGUGUUGUCCUUUUGUACUGUGGUGUUGAAAUUGUGUUGUCUUGAUUUAUCCAACGGUUAAGUAUUUGACAUUGGCUGGCUCCCUGGUACGUUCCAUGCCGUGUGCCCGAUUGACCAGACGAGGUGACGAAAAGAUGAUUGUAGUUCAAUUUGGAUAACUAGUUCGCAGUGAUGGUAAUCAGAUAAGAUUGUGUGCAUCGAGCAGCAAAUUUAGUGUAAGUGAAGUUUAUUCUUUCAUCGUUGAUCAAAGAAGCAUCUUUGUAAUAUCGUUAGCCUGAUGGUGCUCGGAAGGUUUGCUUUGUGCACACGUUGCCAGUGAUAGCAUCCGUGAAAUUGCUUGUGAAAACGAAGAUUGCAACAUCAUACCGAGUUUGUGAACGGCAGAUGAAAUCGCAUGUGAAGGUUAAAAGAGAAACCUAUCCGCUGACGUUGGUUGAAACUUGCUUUGCAUCAUCAGCCGAGUGAUACUGGACUCAACAUACUUGCGGAGAGCUUUGAUGUUCGUGAACCAGUUUGAUAAAGGCGGAAGCAACUUUUCAAUGGAGUUUGAAGAGAUCGGAAUGCAGCAGGGCGGCAACAGCCAGCGUUGAUGGACUUUGGCACAGGAUAAUCGAGGCCGGAUCACACUAACAAGGGUCGGUUGAUUAUAAACCCCUCAAUAACGAGAAAACCUACUUCCCCCCUGGCUACCCGCGGCAUGCUCGGUAUCCAUCUCUCUGAGUGGAUCGCUUAUCAGUAGCUAUUCGAUCGGCAGGCACGAAAUUCAUUAAUCACCAUCCUUGCCAGAGAACACCGAUAAAAGAAGGGGAAGCAAAUCGUCGACGUCGGAUUAUCCUUCUCCGACUUUGCUAGGCAGAGAACUGCUGAACCCCGGCAAGCCACGUCACUAUUAGAAGGCACAUUUCGUAGUUUGUGAGCCUAGGCUUGGACUAAACAUACACACACAUAUAUGCUGUGAUGAGCUGAGCAGCGAUUUAAUUCCCUUGAUUUAUACACGGCGUACACGAACCUGUGCAUGUAUGUUGGUGGGGUGCUGGAAGAGGUGUACUGUUCGCGUUGAAAUGAAUGGCUUACCGGCAUUCAACAGCAGCGGUUGCAGGAAAAAGCAAAAUCAACUAUUGGAGAGCAGGGUGAUACGGCAACUCGUACAGUUGUGCAUAAAUAACCGGAACAACAGCAUUUACCUGUAGAGAGGGUGUUUAAUAGCUAAGCUUCAACAGCGUCUCGACGCCUGCUCGUUGGUAGUAGUUUGUGGCAUUUGAUUGUGGUAGGCCCAGUCAAAUCACCCGUGGCAGGCAUUCAAAGCGAGCCACAGAACGGAAGGCGGCCGGUAAACGACUGCUACUGACUGCAAAACGGAACACGGGGUUUCACUGUUCGGACUGGGGAAACAUGUUAUGCCAUUAUCACCAACUUUUAUGGUUGUUGUCCUGCUUGGUGGCUAAUUGCUUGUGUUCCACCUCGGAGUACUUAAUCAUUCGUCAUGGCCGAUCACGUGUGCGGCAUUCCAGUGAAAAGGAUCACAUCCGGUGGGGUCUACAGGUGUUUGACAAUUUUACCCUAUUGGACUACGACUCGAUUGACGAUUCGAAUGAAACGACCGGCACUAAUGUCGGAAAAGGGAAUGAGAAUUCCGCUUCCGUUUCCAAGAAGUACAACAGUCUCGCCGCCUCCGGGACCCGUACUGCCGGAGGGAUUCAAUUUUUAGACAAUAGCACAUCAUCCGACACACUCACCAUUCAGUUCAGUGAAUCGGAAGAGCUGGAUAGAAUGAUUGAUAUCAGUGACUUCGAUAGUAUAGCUACCGAAAGACAGGCGGCUGUCAACCGCUGGAAAAACAAUCACACAUUCCCAGUGGCCGGCGUUGAUAUAAUUCAGUCAUCAGUUCGAGUGACACCUGCGGUGCCAUCCACGGUGAUGCCCCCGAAAGGCUUUCAGUCACAGUCACCCUCACCAGCCCCGGUACAGAAGAUAAAGCUCAUCAAAAAGGAAAUAAUGGAAAGCAUAAGAAAAACUGUCGACAAAGGACUGGAAUAUCUGAAAUCUCACAAGAAUUUAGAUGAGGUUAAGAUAGAGCUGAAACCUUUUCGGGCACGUGUAGGAGGCGGGCGUCAGCACGGCGACGACAGCCGGCACGUGUAUGCUUUCCCGCAAAGCUCCCCGACGCCGGAGAAAGUAAAGCACGUGGAUGUCAGUCGAAAAAAUUACCCACAAGUGUCAUCACCUUUUCUCGUGUUUUCCACCAGGAGCAUGCCGAUUGAUAAAAACGAGAACGACGGCAUUCGUGAUGCCGUUACCUUCGGGGAAAAACCCCACCACGGCGGUAGCAAACUUCAACAGAGCGACGAUACUUUCUCCACACCAUCGGUAGUGAAUUUCAACUGGAAGCUGAAACCUGCUGCUGGCCGAGAUUACAACGACUACAACAAUGAUUUUCCUUUCACUAGUGAAACUAAUUCUGCUUCUAACAAACUACGAACUACGGAGAAAAAACUCGUUCCAAUUAAUCCUGAGUUGAAAGCUGAUGAGGGUACCGCCGAGUUACAAUUUAAUAAUCCUCAACGGAGAGCGAAACCGUUGACAUCGCAUUCCUCGGCGACCUUCUCGGAUGUCGCAGGGAAGGACGAAGACGACGAUGAAGUGAUAAAUAUUCUCAAUGAUACGCCAACAAUGAGUUUUGAGCCCAACGAAGCGGACGUUUCAGCGACGAUGAUUUUCAGUGCCGGUGACCCAGAACAGGAAGGACCGUCGGUGUGGAUGUCCGACGCAGAGGAUCCACAAGACGACCGGGAGAACGACGCCGGGAUCGGUGGCGAUGGUGGUGAUGAAGAGGAGGCCAAUUACAGAACAUCAGAGACUGGCGAAAUGUUCAGCUUGGAAUACAUCGACCUGAGCGAACUGGAUGAAACCAGCCGAAACAAUCGGCGCAAUCUAAUGAAGGGCCGCGACGUAGUUACCCAGUUUCUGCAGAUUGUCGAGAGCCAACAUCUACUCGGUUCCAACUGCACCGCCGGAACGGCACUCAAUCUCGGCGAGGGUGUCGUGGACCGUUACGCACAGGAUCGCUUCCGGGUGGAGGCGGAAAUUGCAGUCAAUCGGGCCAACAUGCUGACACGGAUCUUCAAAUUUGCCGCACCCGAGGUACAAUCGUCGGAGCAUCUGCUGCACGCAUCCGUCCUGUCGAUGGUGGAAUUUGACGACGACAUUUUUGCCGCCGGAAAUUGCUUCGACUGGAAUCAGCAUCCGGCGAAGAAUGGUUUGUUCUGUCCGUUUGCCUACCGGCUGCCCCCGCCCGACCAGGGGGCUUCGCUAGCGAAGGAUCUCGCUGCCGAGUAUCACUACUUGGGAAACACGUCGGAAUGGUUUUUUCUCGCCCGGAAGAAUGCCGAGAAGGUUAUAGCGCGCAACGAACAAUACAUCAAAUCAUUCCACAUCUACUCGAACAACUCGGUACGUCAGGCGGACGAGAUCCUGUCGGUGAAAUACGAGGACGGUCGCUGGUCCAAACCGUACUACGACUGCGGCGGUGGCAACAUUUGGAUGCUAACCUACACCGUACCUUUCUUCGGCUUCGAAAAUGGAACAUAUUUCUUCAAGGGCACUUCCGGUAUUGACAUCGAUCUGCGCCGAGUGGAUAUCGAUCAGUGUCCACAAAAACAUUCCCCUGGUGGAGCACAGCAGCCGCUUAACAUUUUCGCUGGGACAGACAAAUGCAAACAGCGAACAACAGAGUGCACUCCAAUUCCGGGAUUGGGAUUUCGGCGUGGCUCGUACCGCUGCGUGUGCCGUAGAGGGUUCUAUUUCCCAGAUACCAGCCUGGAGCAGAAAUGGUUUAACGGUACCACGCUCGAGGAGGAGUAUGAGAAACUAAUGCUGAACGAAUUCAAUAGCUACAGCGAUUCUGCGACUUACGAGUGUUUACCCUGUGCAGAAGGAUGCGACUCGUGCUUGGAUGCAUCCCCUUGUGUAGCUGCACUAAACUGGACGAUGCGAACCGGUAUCCUUGUAUUGGCUUGCACGGUUAUCGGUCUUCUGCCACCGGCUGCUCUUUUUACAUUCCGCUAUCAGCAAGUGAAGGUUGUACGUGCUGCAAGCCCAGCGUUACUUCGUGUAAUUGCGCUCGGAGCAUUUUGUAUAUAUUGUACGUCAAUCGUGAUGUACCCGCCCCCGUCGCUCUACACAUGCACUGCCCGAGUUUGGUUACGUGAAAUAGGAUUCUCGCUUACGUACGGUGCCCUGAUGCUCAAAACGUGGAGGAUAUCGGUCAUCUUUCGCGUCCGCUCAGCGAAAGCGGUUAAAAUCACCGAUGCAUAUCUGCUCAAACGGCUGGGAGUGCUCUGCGGCUUCGUAGCAAUUGCCCUGCUGGUGCGGACCCUCGUGGCACCCCCGGUCGUCAUCGUCGGUCGGACGGCAGACCACCUGAAAGCGUUCCUAUGCAAAACUGACUGGUGGGACCACACGUUCACGUCAAUGGAAGUGCUGUUCCUGGCGUGGGGCGUCCGCCUCUGCAUCAUGGUGCGAAAGGCGCCCUCCGAGUUCAACGAAAGUCGCUUCAUCUCGAUGGCAAUCUACAACGAAUUCCUGCUAACGUGCUUCCUCAAUGUGUCAAUGCUGUUCCUGCAAUCUCCUGCUAAUCCAGAUUUAUUGUAUAUAAUAUUUUUCUGCCAUACACAACUCACCGUCACCCUUCUGUUGGGGCUGAUUUUUGGCAGCAAGGUUUACCUCGUGUUCCGGGGCGGUGGCAAGCACCAGGACGAUACCCACGGGUUGGGCAUCAAGCCAUCUGGCGCAAAAUUCAUUAGCCGCAGUCACGGCCGAACGUUCGCUAAUGCUAGUAGCGUGACAACAUCCACCGCACAACUAGGUGGUAAUAUGGUGAACGAAGGUCGCCUAACGGAGGAGGAAGCUACAGAGGAGAUUAAGGAACUGUACCACCAGCUGCAACGACUGUACGAACGGAUUCCUCAGCGCGGGGUGGCCGUUACCACGAUAGCAUGUUUGAUGGAAACCUGCAAAAGCUCAUCCCUCAAACCGCCCCAUCCGCUCGGGACGCAAAUUAAGGCGAUUAUGGCCGGCCCGGAAAGCGCACAGUCGACGACGGUGGACAAGAGUACUAACACGAACACAAUCGUACCGAACGGAAACUACGGCGUCGGGCUGAAUCAGUCUCACACUAAGAUAAUGAUCACUGAUGAUGUGGAGCCCAACGGUCGAUGGAUAGACAGUAGGAACUUUAAUCUGGACGGUCUUCAGCUAAAGUGUAUGUGUAGCGAAGAAGAGGUGCAAACGAGUUGUGAGUGCCAUAGUAAAGCGGUGAUAAAUUCCUGUAAUAAUGCCGGUUGUAAUUUUAAGCAUAAUGUUUGCUGUGAUAGUGCAAAAGAAAACGCCAGAACGGUGCUAGUGAAACAGAACUCGGAACACACGUUGACCAUUAGUGAUAGUUGUUGUUAUAGUCAAGCUGGAACCAAUCGAAGCUACCCUGCCGAAGGGUGGGCUAGUAGUAGUGGUAGUAGUUUCAAACCACUGACUGCAAAAUAUUUCGAAUCCUGUGAUAACCUGUUGCAUCAACAGCAAAAACAGAGACAGACAGUAAUCACUAGUGGUGACAGCGCAGAUAAUCAGCCCAUUCUGCAGCCGAAUUCGAGCCGUGGCGUCUUGGCAACAACGACAUCCUCCCUUAGUGUGGACGAGAAAAACUUUAGAAAUCUUAACCUGGAGAACUUUAACAAAUUGUACGCAAGCCAUAACAACAAGAUAGAUAGUUUGAAAGAAAAUUUCCUCAUGCGAACCGCUCUAACUGCUGCGUUACAUAAUCUGGAAAAUGAAAAUCGCACCCGUAGCCAACGGGCCAGCGCCGAGCCACAUCAGUUUCCACCAAUCGGUUGUCAACAACGCUGCAGCACUACGACAACAGCCGACAGUGUCAGCAACAAUUGUAGCACACCCACACCCUCUUGUAGUUCCUCGGAAACGCCAACAACCAUCGCAACAACAUCUUCUUCUAGUGCGUUGCCAACAACCGUUCCGGCGUCAACGAUCAGCGGCGAUGCUGAACCGGAUGCCAGUGGCAAUAGUUCGAGUGGUCAACCACCGGAGUCGGAACAGCAGCAGGGAUCGAAGAAGAAAAAAUCACCCGAGAAGCGGCUAGUUAUCGAUCUUAACGACAGAUCGAAGUACACCGAAGAAGUGUCCGUUUGAGAUUUCUAGAAACCCUUCGGGUUCGGACAGCUGGAUGCAUCCGGCUAACCGUUCCCGAGCACGUAAGAUUCUCUCUCUGUUUUAGAGUACAUACUCCCAAAUUUCUCCUUCCGCUACAAGGUACAUCUUAAACCAUUAAAAAAAAUCAUGACUAUUAGGUUAAACGAGAGCAGAAGGCGAAUAGUUGGUAAAGCUUUAUGUUAACUAAAGGAAAAAUUGUAAGUACAAACAAAAGAAACGGUGUUCGAUCGCAGUGGCCAAAUUAGAGCCGACUCGAUACAUUGACGGGAAAAGGCUGCAAUUAGUGGAAUAUUCGUCGUUCUUCAAUCCUAAUGAAAAUUUUUAUUUAAACGCUCACAACAAUAUAUAGAACUAGCAUCUUAAGUUCGAAUUCAUAAAUUUCUUGUCACCGUAAACCAUGGUUAAAUUUGUUAAAGGUUUCAUCUUCUUCAGCACGUGUUUUUGUCGCUUAACUUUAGACUAGAGCUUUUGAAAGUUUGCUAAUUGAAGUUCGAAAGGUAUUCGCCUAUAUUCACUGUGCCGCGGCGUAAGCUAGCAAGAAAAAUUUACUUCAUAACAGGCGUACACUACACCGUACACUCCUACAGUUGCAGAAAGCUGCUAGCUAAUUUUCAGGAUACUAUAUUGACCCGUAAGGCUGUGCGAGAUUUCGAAUGAUUUCGUAUAAUUUCGCAAAACUCGAAAUUUCCCGAAAUUUCGCGAAAUUUCGGUUUCGCGAAAUUGCCGAAAAAUUUCGUUGAAUUUCGCUAAAUUCCGCCUAAAAUUUCGCGAAAUUAAACUUCCAAUUUCGACGAUUACGAAAUUUCGCGAAAUUUCGGACCAAAUUUCCGAUGCACAUUAUUACAUUAUUUUGGUUUGUGCUCAUUGCGACUAUAAAUUAAAUUGAAUAUAUCUCAACAGAUAUCUGGUAUACUAAGUCAGACAUAGAAGAAUAAACUCUCAGCCGGUAAUUUUUGUUUUUAAAGACAAAACCGUAACAUCAUGCGGGAGGUAUUUUUUAUUCACGCAGAGCAUAAAAUUCAUGUCAUCA